This is a messenger RNA of Stylonychia lemnae, 2046 nucleotides long. Lineage: Eukaryota; Ciliophora; Spirotrichea; Sporadotrichida; Oxytrichidae. The record is from the annotation of a GenBank genome assembly.
AUGGCUCACAACAAUGCCUGCAAGAAGCAAAUGAAAGAUAAAUUUAAAUCACUUGAUUAUUUCGGUUAGACAGUUACUUUUACAUAUGACGGAGCUGAUUAGUUUAAGACCACUUUUGGUGCCUCAGUAUCCCUUGUUCUUAUUCUUAUUCUGAUGCUUUUCGGAGUCUACAAGUUUGUUUACCUAGUUAAUAGAUGGAAUCCGAAUGUAAUCAAGACUAGUUUUCUUAGAGAUUUAAAAGAAGAACCAGCUUUCAGACCUCAAGAUCUUGGGUUUGAUUUUGCUUUUGGAAUUGGAGAAGAAAUACCAGCAAAUAUUGGAAAGUUUUCUGUCAAAUAAAUAGAAUUUGAAUUUUAAAAAUAGAAUGAUGGUCAAUUGAAAAGAAUUAAGAAACCUUCUGAAGAAAUUGAAUUAACAUCAUGUGGCACUGAACUCUUUAGAUAUGAGGACAAGCAAGAGAUAAUUGACCUUGAGAUAGACUAAAUGAAAUGCCUUAAAACUAAUGAUUAUGAAUUAAAGGGCAACUACUAUGCAUAAGAAUAUAAAUAUCUUGAGCUUAAACUAUGGAAAUGUGGUCCUAAAUUAGAUCCUACUCUAAAGUGUGCUAACGAGACUGUAAUAAAGAAAUACUUUUCAGACAAAACAUUCAGCUUUGCAUUCAUUAAUACUCAGUUUGUACUAGAUAGUUAUGAUCCAAAAGAAAGACUUCAAUAUUUUAUAGAUGACUCAUUGCUUUUUGAAGUGGAGUCCCAAAGAGUGAAAAAAGCUAAUUUUUAUGUGUAGAAAUCUGAAGGAGAGCUCGAAGAUUCACUUUUAUAAUUUGGACAAUCAGAACUCAUUGAAUUCCACUAGGUUACAAAUUUUAAAUCCUACGACGAUGAAUAUACUGAUGCUGAUGGGUACAUGAUUGCAAUUUAUAAAAGGUUUGAAAGAACCUAUGAUAAUUAUGAAAGGAAAGUUUAUGGAUUUCUAGAAUUUUUGGGUGAUGUUGGAGUUCUUCAAGGUCACUUAUAUCAAUAGGUAUGUUUUUUGUCGGAUUUGUGGCAUAGCGUCAGAAAAUAUGAGAACUUUGAAAAUCAAGGUAAUCUAAAGCAAGUGAUCAAAGUAGCAAACCUCACAAGAGAUUAAAUUCAUAUACUGGAUUAACUAAUCAUCGUUCGUAAAUCUACCCAAGUAAUGGGCCUGUUCCUACUCGAUUAGAUGACAUUACUGAUGAAUUCAAAGGAGUAACUAACAUCAAAGAAAAAGAACAAUCUUUGCAUUGAGAAAGAAUUCAAAUUUAAAGAUAAAAUUGAAUAAAAAGAUAUUGGAAAUGUCCUUUUCGCCUUCUUGAAUAGAGGUAGAUUCUCUUAUACAAUAUAAGAUAUAAUUCAUUACAUCUUGAAAUGUAUGUGCUUCAGAAAUAUUGAGGAAAACAGAAGAAAAAAACUUUACAAAAGGCACUUUUUAUUUGAUAAAGCGCAGGAAAAAUUUGGAUAGGAACUAGAUGCAAUAAGAAUAGUUAAAACUCUGAGGAAAUUCAAGAUGCUUGCUUAGGCAUUACUCUCUCAAAAACAUAGACUUGUUCUAAAAUUCUAGAGGCAGAACUUAAUUGAGACUAGUUCCUCUUCUUCAGACUCUGACAAUAAUAAUUAUGAUACAGUAAGACUGAUGGAAAAUACCAAUCCUUUGAUUAGACUUGUGAUGUUCGGUAAACUUAAAAAAAUGAUGACUGGAUUUAGUGGCAAACAACUAGAGCCUUUAGAACGAAACAUGAUGAGAGGAAUGUUCAUCAGAAAGCUUAAAGAUUUCGCUGAAGAUGCUAGAAAUCUGACAGAAAAUUAGACUCUACUUGAAAGACUCAAGGGGGAUAUGGGAUUACCCACAAAAUAAAACUCAGAAAUAGAUCACUCUAUUGUGAAUGUAAGUCAGGGCCUUGUAGUUUAGAAAAGUAAAAAAUUCCAAGAUGAACCUGAUUUGAUUGAAGAUAUAAUAUAAGGCAGAGAAUUACUGCAAUAAAAUCAGGAAUUAGAGGAUAAUAAUGGUAUUGAUGAUUGGAAAACUUGA